Aegilops tauschii subsp. strangulata is the source of this 5355-nucleotide messenger RNA. RefSeq names its product tyrosine-sulfated glycopeptide receptor 1-like. Gene Ontology annotation, biological process: protein phosphorylation. The record is from RefSeq and is a predicted model, not a curated record. Gene Ontology annotation, molecular function: protein kinase activity; ATP binding; protein binding. Lineage: Eukaryota; Viridiplantae; Streptophyta; Magnoliopsida; Poales; Poaceae.
AUAGCAUGCGCGCCACCGCAGAAAAAAACAGAAGGAUCAGCGAUUCCAUAAACACUAACAGGACAUCAAGAACGACGCAGCGCCAACGCUGAAGUUCGCGAGAGCCUUAAUUAAGUAGAGCGGCUGGCACUUGCUAUUAUUUUUUCUCAAACAGAAGAGGGGGAUCACUAAUCACACCUAUAAUGAUCAAUGAUACAGUGCAGCAUCUAAGAAGCAAUAACAACGGUACAGUGCAGCUAGCAUCAGCACAUCAGCAUCCAAGCAAUGUGAUUCUUAACACCAAUCAUUCAGCUAUAAUUAAUACUCCUACGGGUACGGUGAUGAAUCAGCCCGCCAUUGACAGAGCUCACACGCUACUCAGUUUACUUUGAAUUCAGACGAUAAACACGAAGCGUUACAGUCCAUGGUCCACAAUAGCAACCCGGUGGUGCCAGGAGAACGGAAAAACAACAGCAGACGUAUCCAUCAGGCGAAGCUCGCUUGCAUGACAAGAGGGUAAGUAAAGUAAACGCCUAAAAUCAAGAGGAUGGAAGAGAUAACAGAUCACUCCAGCAGGUCAACCAUCCACCCCGUCCAAAAAGCAACAACAUCGCACUUCUUCUUGCCCUCCACUGGGCCUUGUCCACACACUGACUUUGACAAAGAUGAUUGCUCUCGAGCACGAGCGCCUUUUCGGAAACGGUCUUUCUUCCCCUCGUGCUCUUUCAUGAUUAGACCGCCAUUCAUGCUUUGUCCAGUCAGGGCACAACAUCAGCCCUGGUUCCCAUGCUAGUUCCAGCACCAAUAAACCAUGCAGACACUCCAUUUCUCCAACUGGGGACACAGCAAGAUAUUGCACAUACCUUCCCUUGCUCUUGUGCUGUUGGUCUGCUUGGUCUCUCCUACGAGUUCCUGCACGGAGCAGGAGAAGGCCUCCCUUCUCCAGUUCCUCUCCGGGCUUUCACAAGACGGUGGCCUCGCUGCGUCCUGGCAGCAUGGCAUGGAUUGCUGCCAGUGGGAAGGGAUCACCUGCGGGCAAGAUAGGACGAUCACCGAUGUCUUGCUGGCUUCAAAGGGCCUUGAGGGGCACAUCUCAGAGUCCCUUGGGAACCUAACUGGGCUGCAGCACCUUAACCUCUCCCACAAUUCACUCUCCGGUGGUCUGCCACUGGAACUGGUAUUGUCCAGCAGCAUCCUUGUCCUUGACAUCAGCUAUAAUCAGUUCAACGGAACACUGCCAGAGCUGCCAGCUUCGACCACUGCCGGACCACUCAAGGUACUCAACAUCUCAAGCAACUUCUUUACAGGACAGUUCCCAUCCACCGCAUGGAAGGGAAUGGAGGAUCUGGUCGCGCUCAAUGCCAGCAACAACAGAUUUACUGGGCAGAUAUCAACUCAUUUCUGUAGCACCUCCCCAUCCAUCUCCGUGCUUGAUUUGUCUUUCAACCGCUUCAGUGGCAGCCUCCCCCAAGGCCUUGGUGAUUGUUCAAAGAUGAUAGAGCUCAGGGCCGGGUACAACGACCUCAGUGGAACUAUCCCAGAUGAACUCUUCAUUGCUACUUCGUUGGAAUACCUGUCUCUUUCUAACAAUCAUUUGCAUGGGGUUCUUGAAGAUGCACACAUAUUUAACCUCAGAAAUCUGUCUACCCUUGAUCUUGGAGAGAACAAUUUCAGUGGCAAGAUUCCAGAUUCCAUAGGCCAGCUCAAGAAAUUGCAGGAGCUCCAUUUGAACAACAACAAUAUGUCAGGGGAGCUGCCAUCGGCAGUGAGCAAUUGCAUAAAUCUGAUAAUAAUUGACCUCAAGAGCAACAAUUUCAGUGGAGAACUUGCCAAUGUGAAUUUCUCCAACCUGCUCAACCUAAAAACUUUAGACCUUCUGUACAACAACUUCACCGGGAAAGUUCCAGAAAGCAUAUACUCUUGCAGCAACCUGACUGCACUGCGGUUAUCUGGCAACAAAUUACAUGGGCAGCUUUCACCACGAAUAGGUGAUCUGAAGUACCUCACCUUCCUGUCACUUGGUAAAAAUUCUUUUGAAAACAUAAAAAGUGCACUUCACAUCCUUCAGAGCUGCAAGAACCUUACCACCUUGCUUAUAGGGCAGAAUUUCAUAGGAGAGCACAUGCCAGCGGAUGAGAAAAUUGAAGGUUUUGAGAAACUUCAGGUUUUGGACAUCGGAGGAUGCCCAUUGUUUGGAAAAAUACCUCUUUGGAUAUCAAAUCUAGCAAAUUUAGAGGUAUUAGUCUUAUCCGACAAUCAACUCACUGGAUCAAUACCAGCCUGGAUCAAAGCCCUAAAGCACCUCUUCUAUCUAGACAUAAGAAACAACACCCUCACAGGGGAAAUUCCAACAAUAUUGAUGGAUAUGCCAACACUAAUGUCAGAGAAGACAGAAGCUCAUUUGGACCCCAGGCUCUUCGAGUUGCCUAUUUAUAAGAGCCCAUCACUCCAAUACCGCAUACCCAUUGCUUUCCCUAAAGUGCUGGAUCUAAGCAACAAUAAAUUCACUGGUGAGAUACCUCUGGAGAUUGGUCAGUUGAAAGCUCUCCUUUCACUCAAUUUUAGCUUCAACUACUUGACAGGACAGAUUCCACAAUCAAUAUGCAAUUUAACAAACCUGCUGGUGCUAGACCUUUCCAACAACAAUCUUACAGGUGCAAUACCAGGUGCAUUGAAUAGCCUGAACUUCCUUUCAGCAUUCAACAUUUCUAACAAUGACCUGGAAGGGCCUAUUCCAUCUGGAGGGCAGUUUAAUACAUUUCCGAAUUCUAGUUUUGAUGCGAAUCCAAAGUUGUGUGGCUCUAUGCUCACUCACAAAUGCGCAUCAGCUUCAACACCUCUAGUCUCCCAAAAUCACAGAAAUAAGAAGGUUAUUUUUGCAAUCACAUUUAGUGUGUUCUUUGGAGGCAUUGCAAUUCUUUUGUUGCUCGGGCGUCUCCUCGUCUCAAUCAGGGCCAAGGGUUUAAAUGCAGAAACUAGAAGGGAUAAUGAUGGAGAUGCUGAAGCAACUUCAGUCUACUGCAGCUCAGAACAAACAUUAGUAGUGAUAAGGAUGCCACAAUUCAAGGGAGGAAAAAAAAUGCUCAAAUUCAAUGACAUUUUGAAAGCUACGAACAACUUUCACAAGGACAACAUCAUUGGAUGUGGAGGGUUCGGAUUAGUCUACAAGGCAGAGCUACCUGAUGGUUCCAAGCUAGCAAUUAAAAAGCUCAAUGGUGAAAUGUGUCUGAUGGAAAGGGAGUUCAGUGCAGAGGUCGAUGCUCUAUCCAUGGCACAACAUGAAAAUCUUGUACCGCUGUGGGGUUACUGCAUCCAGGGAAACUCAAGGCUCCUCGUAUAUUCCUACAUGGAGAAUGGCAGCCUGGAUGAUUGGCUUCAUAACAGAUAUGACGAUGCUAGCUCAUAUUUUGACUGGCCAACUCGGCUCAAGAUCGCGCAAGGAGCAAGCCUGGGCCUUUCUUAUAUCCAUGAUGUCUGCAAGCCUCAGAUUGUCCACCGUGACAUCAAAUCCAGUAACAUCCUACUGGACAAAGAAUUUAAAGCUUAUGUUGCUGAUUUUGGGCUAGCCAGAUUGAUUGUUCCCAACAGAACUCAUGUUACAACUGAGUUGGUCGGCACUAUGGGUUACAUUCCCCCUGAGUAUGGGCAAGCAUGGGUUGCUACGUUGAGAGGUGAUAUAUACAGUUUUGGAGUAGUCCUGCUUGAGCUGCUCACUGGAAUGCGACCUGUUUCAGUCCUAUCUACAUCAAAAGAACUUGUCCCAUGGGUUCUACAGAUGAGGUCUGAGGGCAAGCAGAUCGACGUCUUGGAUCCAACACUUAGAGGAACAGGGUAUGAAGAUCAAAUUCUGAAGGUGCUUGAAACCGCUUGCAAGUGUGUCGAUCAUAAUCAAUUCAGGAGGCCAGCUAUGAUGCAAGUAGUCUCCUGCCUGGCCAGUAUAGACGAUGACCUACAGAUAUAAAGAACAGCCAAGACAGAAGGAACAACACAUGAUAGAUAAUGUAUUUUCGUGCAAAAUGUACAUGUAACUUUCUUAGUUUCAUGCACAGAAGUACUACUUCUGAUAAUCUUAAGAGUGUGUUUUGUACUUUGUACGAGCCUCACAGGUCGCCAUUUUCAGCUUUACAUGUUUCUUUAAGGAAAGAUUUUCAUAAAAUCCAUCUUUGUUUAUUUUUAUUUUUGCGAGGACAUUUAGAUGUCCCUCUUUAUAUUAUGCUACUCCCUCCGUCCGAAAAUAAGUGAAGUGGAUUUUAGUUCAAAUUUGAACUAAAACCACGUCACUUAUUUUGGGACGGAGGGAGUAUAUGUUUUAUGGUUCACAAGCAUGAGACAAAGUUUAAACAUGUGAAAUGACUAUCUUGUUUUAUCACUGGAAGAUUGAAAGUGGUUUCAGUUCAAGUUCUUUCAGAUGUUUGCUUUGGAUCAGCGAUUUAAAAACCACCAGAGUUGGAGGUGAAUUGCCGAACUACUAGAUACAGCAAGUGUUUGGUUGGUCCAAGCGUCAAACAAAUGGAACGAGAAUAUGAGAAUGCAAUAGGACUACUAUCAUCGGAAUGUAUAUAAUUCAGCACGCACAUCAGAAAGCAGACACUAGCAGAACAAGAGAGGAAUGGCUAAAAAUCACCUGCCUUGCAUUGCAGCUUCAGAAGCACCUACUUACCAUGCUGGAGGAUUCACUCGGCAAAGAAACCACCUGCCUUGCAUCGCAGCUCGCUCCUCAGGCGUAUAGAAAUAGGCCUGGAAACACGUCCUAGGCCUGACCUACAAGCCCGAUCUAGCUUCUAGAUGGCAACCCUCGCGGAGGUUCAAAGAAACCGCCGCAUCCGGGUCGGCAUUCUGCCGAACGACCUGAGCGUGCUGCUGCCGAGGCGGCCUGCGCUGGGCACGAAAGGCGGGCAUUGAGUCGGAGGGGUAUAUGCCAGCGUGCGCGUGGAACGGAGCGAGCGUGGUGGAAGCAAGGAUGCGGCGCGAGUAUGGCGGCAUGCGAGCAGGAGGAGCGAGUGAAUAGUGAUGGCGAUAGAUCGGUGAAAGCGAAGCCCGUGGAGAGGUUUGUCCGCCUCGGGGCUUUGCUACGUCCGAGUGUUUUCAGGCGGCGGGGAAAGUUUGUGGGCAUAUGAACCCGUUUUUUUUUUAAGAUAUCUAUAUUUCGAAAAUGGUCGAAAAAUCAUGAAAUUUGUUGGCAACAAACUUGAUUUAUUUUCCUACUCCUAAAAACAAUUGGGGGCUAAAUGACUUUCGUGGUAUUGUUCAGGACAAAGUCAAAAUCAGCACUGUAUUAGUUGUACUACUCACUCUAUAUUUUAUCAUCGAUGAUUUAUUUUUAUGCGUUGAUUUUUUAGGCAGUUUUGUGUUGUCAUUUUUUUUACAAGUAGAACA